This is a messenger RNA of Hippocampus zosterae (dwarf seahorse), 2156 nucleotides long. RefSeq names its product kelch-like family member 23 (gene klhl23). The record is from RefSeq and is a predicted model, not a curated record. The transcript has 4 exons. Gene Ontology annotation, molecular function: protein binding. NCBI's taxonomy places the organism in Eukaryota, Metazoa, Chordata, Actinopteri, Syngnathiformes, Syngnathidae. Bases 130 to 1815 code for a protein of 561 amino acids.
CACCAAAAUAGGAGAGAAGCCACCAGCUGUGACGUCCCUGCGUACUCCAAAUUGAGCCCGCUCGUGUUUUUUGGGUGGUGCAAGAGACAAGAGUCAUCGAGGAGCAUUUAUGGGCAAAAGAAAGAUACAAUGUCACACCAGCAGGAUGAGGUCUACACUUACGAUUUCCGCGACCAAGACCAUCCAACCGAGAUCUUGGACGCUCUCCGGCAUUUCUACCUCAACGGACUGUUUACCGAUGUCACGCUGCGGUGUGCCGAUGACUCGGGCCGGGCGUUCCACUGCCACAAGGCGCUACUGUCUGCCAGGAGCUCCUACUUCCGGAUCAUGUUCACGGCUGAUAUGAGGGAAAGGUCCAAAAGUGUCAUCAAGCUGGUCGGGGUGGAUUGUGAGGUUCUGGCACUCCUGGUUGACUACGUUUACACGGCCCAAGUGAGCAUCACGGAGAAAAAUGCGCAAAGCCUGCUGGAGGCCGCCGACCUGCUGCAGUUCAACUCGGUGAAACGGGCGUGCGAAGGCUUCCUUAUCCGUCUCCUGGAUGUCGACAAUUGCCUGGGCAUGCACGCGUUCGCUCAACUCCAUCUGUGUCCUGGACUCGAGCGCGAAGCCAGGAGGGUGAUGCUGAGCAGGUUUGCCGAGCUGAUCCAGCAGGAGGAGUUCCUCGAGCUGGAUUCCAAUCAAAUCCGAACACUUCUGGCUACUCAAAAGCUCAGCGUGCAAAGGGACCAACUGCCCGUUGACGCGGUGAUCAAAUGGGUCAUUCACGACUCGGAGAACCGUAUUCGUCAGGCUGCGGACCUGCUGCGCUUGAUCGAUCUGGACCUGGAUGAGAGUGACUUGGAGGCUAGUUUAGAGCUGCACAAGCGGUGCUUAGCGAGUAGCGACGAGAGAUUCAAAUCGAUCGUCGCGCAGGCUUCGAAACCUCAAAGUAAAGCGAUAACAGCAGUUGGGAAAACGAGCAUGUACGUUAUCGGGGGAUACUACUGGCACCCUCUUUGUGAAGUUCACAUAUGGGAACCCACGAGCGACACUUGGUUGCGAGGAAAAGACAUGCCGGACUAUGCGCGAGAGAGCUACAGCGUUGCGUUACUCCGGGCGGAUAUCUACGUGACGGGAGGCUACAGGACCAACACAGUGGAGGCCCUUGACACCGUUUUUAUUUACAACUGUGACCGUGAUGAGUGGACGGAGGCUUGCCCUAUGAUCACGGCCAGGUACUACCAUUGUUCCGUCGCUUUGCACGGCUGUAUUUAUGCCAUCGGAGGCUACGCGGGAGGAGCUCCGGAGCAGCAGACGGAAUGGUACGAUCCGCUAAAGAAGAAAUGGUUCCCGGGGGCAAGAAUGAUCCAAGGUGUAGGAAAUGCCACUGCUGGUGUACUAAGAGAUAAAAUCUACGUGACCGGAGGCCACUACGGAUUCAGAGGAAGCUGCACGUAUGAGAAAAUCCAAGUCUAUAGGCCAGAUAACGACGAGUGGAGCAUUAUUACAAUAAACCCACAUCCAGAGUAUGGACUGUGUUCUGUGUCUCUUGAGAACAAACUUUAUCUGGUAGGCGGAGAGACGACCAUUGCGGACUGCUACGACCCAGAGAGAGAGGAAUGGAGCUCCAUUUCAGUGAUGAAGGAGAGCAGGAUGGAGUGUGGUGCUGCGGUCAUAAAUGGUUGCAUCUACGUCACAGGGGGCUACUCCUACUCUAGAGGGACUUACCUGCAGAGCAUUGAGAAAUACGACCCGCAACUGGACACUUGGGAGAUUGUCGGGACGCUUCCCAGCUCUUCCAGGUCACAUGGAUGCGUCUGUGUGUACAGCGAUUAAUGUCAAGAUCUUAUCAUGCUCCUUUUGAAUUGUUGUCAUGUGAAAAAUAAUAUAUUGAAUGAAGAAAUUGGAAACUAUGCAAGUAUCAGUCAGUACUAUUUAUUGAAUUUAUUGAACAAUUUGAAGAUCUGUUAUCUCAUAUGAGACAGUUUGUGUUGCUCUAUAAGGGACAAGAUACUCAAAAUAAAUAGUGUUUAUUUAUCAGGAAACCAACAAAAUGACGUCAGUCGCUCGUCCUGGAGCUUUUAGUGCGUGCGUGUGUGUGGGCGUGUGCUGUGGGUGAGCGCGCGCGCGUCUGUGUGUGAGAAGGAACAUUUAAUGAUUAAAUUAGUUAUACAUUU